Messenger RNA from Trichoplusia ni (cabbage looper), 790 nucleotides. Its product is annotated as GILT-like protein 1. Lineage: Eukaryota; Metazoa; Arthropoda; Insecta; Lepidoptera; Noctuidae. Gene Ontology annotation, molecular function: oxidoreductase activity, acting on a sulfur group of donors, disulfide as acceptor. The coding region runs from base 122 to 763 and encodes 213 amino acids. The transcript has 5 exons. The record is from RefSeq and is a predicted model, not a curated record.
CCUGGCCAGGUGCGAACUGGCCGUAAAUUAUCUGCAUUUUGAAUAUUCACACUUAUUUACAUGAAUAUCAGUUAUCAAAUAUAGAGCGGCAAGUUAAGUCUUAUUUACAUAUUUUUUUACAAUGUUACAAUUUAAAUUGUUAUUAGUGUUCGUUUUGGCGCUAAAAUUCUCCAGCAGUUCUCAAGAGAAGGUCUUUUUGACGGUAUACUACGAGAGCCAAUGCCCAGACAGUAUACGAUUUAUAGAUAAACAACUAGUGCCAACAAUAAACCUUCUACACGAGUACAUAACUCUGAAACUUGUACCUUUCGGAAAAGCAAAAAGCAUAAGAAACGGCUAUGGAGGUUUUAAAUGUCAACACGGGCCGACCGAGUGUACCGGUAACAUUGUGCAGAGCUGCGCGUUGGAUAUCAUGCAGAAGCGAAACGAUUUGGAAAAGGUAUCUUAUGUGCAGUGCGAGAUGCAAACACAAGCAGGCACUCGAUGGGAUAUGAAGUGCGUUAGAAGAGCCGGCCUCUCUCCCUCAGAAGUACAACAAUGCGCCGAAUCAACUGAAGGCAUCAAUCUACAACUUGAUCACGAAUACCAAACCAAACUCAUCAGACCCACAUUUAUACCAACGAUCACCAUUGGCCAGGUUUUUAACCGAAACGUUCAAAACUCAGCUUUACACGACUUGACGGGCACAAUAUGCUCGGUGAUAAGACACGCACCCCCCUGCGCACAACACUAUAACUCAUUGGCAUUGGACUACGUUUAUUGAACAAAUACAUUCCUUUUUUUAGCAAUU